UAAUAGAUACGGCGACCAGCGGCUGGGAAGUUCACAGAAUGCCGUAUAGACCAGCCAACUUCUACGAUGCUGAUCUCAAGAUCUGGAGUGGUGGCAAAUUGGAGUACUACUUUGACCCACACUUGUCGAUCGGGGAGAUAAUCUUUGAGGAGAUGCGGCGGCAUCCACAGCUCAUAGCUCAAAUCUCGGCUACGGAGAACACGAUACUGACCAGGGCGGAGCUCCACGACAACUCAAUGCACCUGGCCAGCUUUAUGCGAUCCGAGGGACUUCUCCAGUCCGACGUGGUGGGCAUCAUAGGUAGAAAUACCACCCACAUGUCCGCUGUUGCCUACGCCUGCUUCUUCAAUGGAAUCGCCUUCCACUCACUCAACAUUUCGUACGAACAGAGCACCAUCGAAAAGCUGUUCAAGAUUACCAAGCCCCGACUUAUUUUCUGCGAUGGGGAUGAGUUCGAAAAGGUUCGAGCUGCCACAGCUCAGCUUAAAGUGAAGAUCAUCACCAUGCGCAAUCACCCUUCGGAUUCCAUCAGCAUCGAUGAAGUUCUGAUCACUCGCAUUGAGGAAAACUUUCGGCCAGCUCGACUGGAACAGGGCAACGAUCAGACCUUGGCAAUUCUUUGCUCCUCCGGCACCACGGGGAUUCCGAAGGCUGUCACCAUAACAAAUAGUCGACAGAUCCUUAACUCCAGCCACACGCUGACCACCAACGAUGUUCAGUACACACACAGUACGCUUGACUGGAUUACCGGGCUUUUGACCACCGUCACCUCCGGCGUCUUUAGCACCAAGCGAAUCAUAGCGGAUAACACUUUCGAUCCAGCAUUCUUUAUGCGACUUGUGGAGGAGCACCAGAUCACGUGGAUAAUCCAGGCGCCGGCCCACAUGGCCAUGAUGGCCAACUCACCAGCUUUUGGUACCUCAGACCUGUCCAGUUUGCGAUACUACCUCUUCGGGGGAUCUCGGGCUUCGGUGGAGACGCAGCAUCUCAUCCGGAGCCGCCUGAGCAAGGACUGCCUGCACUUUGCCUACGGGUUCACUGAACUGGGCAGCAUGGCCUCCAUAAACUUUCACUUCGACGAGAAGCCCAACUCGGUGGGUCGUUUGGUGACGGGGAUGAAGCUGAAGGUAAUCUGCGAAAAGGGAGAGUCCCUCGGGCCCGAUGAAGUGGGUGAGCUAUGCCUCUGCAAUGACCAGUACUGGGCCGGGUAUUACGGUAAUCCAGACGAGACCCACAAGAUGAGAGACCCUCAAAUGUGGUUCCACAGCGGCGAUCUCGGUUUCGUCGAUGAAGAUGGGUUCAUAUAUAUUGUGGAGCGCAAGAAGGAUAUGCUCAAGUACCAGAACAUCAUGUACUAUCCCAAUGAGAUCGAGAGUGUCAUCUCGGAGAUGCCAGACGUGGCCGAGGUGUGUGUCUUCGGGGUGUGGAAUCAGAUCUCUGGGGAUGAGGCUACCGCCGCAGUGGUUAAAAAGCAAGGCAGUGCCCUUACGGCCCAGGACGUUGUGGAUUAUGUGGCAACUCACAUCGAAGCCAAGUACAAACAGUUGAACGGAGGAGCCAUCAUCGUGGAGGAUCUGGUGCGUAGUCCCAACGGCAAAACCAACCGCAUGGCCAACAAAGCGUUCUUUUUGGAGGCCAAGAAUUUAAACUAAACAAAAAACUCAAAAAAAGAUAGCUAUUCUUUUGUAUCUAAGAAAUAUAUUCAAAUAUCUCAUAAAGUAACAACAAAGUUUUUUUUAAGUAGUUAGGAGUUACUUCUUGUUUUGAAGUAUAACUGUCCCAUCUUUUGAUUGAUUUGUUUAACCUGUUUCCUUUGUCCAAGAUAUUCAACUAGAAGAUGAUAAAUAAUAAGUGGCUCGCCUAGUCAA
Messenger RNA from Drosophila biarmipes, 1868 nucleotides. RefSeq names its product luciferin 4-monooxygenase (gene Acsx3). Gene Ontology annotation, biological process: long-chain fatty acid metabolic process; fatty-acyl-CoA biosynthetic process. The record is from RefSeq and is a predicted model, not a curated record. Bases 39 to 1652 code for a protein of 537 amino acids. Gene Ontology annotation, molecular function: long-chain fatty acid-CoA ligase activity. NCBI's taxonomy places the organism in Eukaryota, Metazoa, Arthropoda, Insecta, Diptera, Drosophilidae. The transcript is spliced from 3 exons.